AUGAAUCUUGAAGACGGGCUACAUUCUUCAAAUUUUGAGCAUGUUGCUGCAAUCCUUGAACAACUCAAUUACACAGGACCAGUGGCAGCAGCAACAGACGAGACAGUAUGUGUGAAGUCGUUGCGCCAUUACAAUGGCUUCAUAGUAGGAGCCCAGGGUGGUGACAUCAGCUUUGUUGAUGGAAACAAUAUUGAGAAAAUAGUAAAGUCAACUGUAUCGUCCGGAAACCUUUGUUCAAAGAUUCAAGCAUAUACUAUACAGGUGCCUUUACCCAACAUGUCUACAUUUAUAGUUGCCGUGAUUGCUAGUCGAAGCAAGGAGAAUGCCUCAGAUGUUGCUGCUCAACAUCAUACUUUUUUUUGUGAAUGUCAAUCAGCAGGAAUCAAUGUUCUUUCACUUGGAUCUGAUGGUGCUCCAACUGAGCUGGCUGCACAAGAGCAAAUCAUCGAGUCAACAACUCAGUACUUGACUUACUCCAACAACAAUCUUGAUGUCUUUGUCAAGGUACCUUUACUGGGCGAGAAUUUAAUGCCUGUUGUAUUGGUUCAGGACCCAAAGCACGCACGGAAGACGGCCGCAAAUCAACUCCUCUCCAGAGCUCGUGUACUUGCAUUUGGACGAUACUAUGUUGAUAUCCAGCAACUUGCAACCAUCCUACAAGAUGCAAACUCGCCAAUCUACAAACGUGAUGUUUUUGACUGUGACCGACAAGACAAUGGACGCGCUUAUUCUAAUGGAAUUUCACCUCAAAGCUUCAAGAUAUUCUCAACAAUGGCCUUACGCCUCAUUGGUCUCAUUAUUUCACAUUGUCAAUUUUAUUCUUCAAUUCCCUUGAUGCCUUGGAAACAUGGAACUGAGCCACUUGAGCACGCAUUUGGUUGGAUGCGAGUAAUUUCACCCAACUUCACUGUUCUUGAUGCCCGACAGAUGAUUCCAAAGAUUCAUGCUGUGGUCAAGAGUCUGGCAAGUGGUAUGGUGAACUUCGAAGGAUCAGAACAUAUACAUGCUGGAUAUAAACACGCAUUUGCAAACGAAAAAGCACCCACGCACACCAAUCACCUUUGUCACUUCCCAAAUGAUGAAGAAAUUACAUUCAAGCUUAAUGCAGCCAAAACGUAUGCCACAAGUUUGGCUGCUUUUGUUGGGAUGCACGACAGUCCAGUUGUUGACGACUCAGAACUACACUCAAAUUUGACAAGCUGCGAUGAUGUCUUUGUAUGUCUUAACCAAGGCACGACUUAA
Melampsora larici-populina 98AG31 is the source of this 1242-nucleotide messenger RNA. RefSeq lists its product as uncharacterized. NCBI's taxonomy places the organism in Eukaryota, Fungi, Basidiomycota, Pucciniomycetes, Pucciniales, Melampsoraceae. The record is from RefSeq and is a predicted model, not a curated record. The coding region runs from base 1 to 1242 and encodes 413 amino acids. The transcript has 5 exons.